AUGGAUACUAGUGAGGAGCGUCGAGCCGCACAUAAUGCUAGCAGUCGUCGCAGCUACAUGAAACACCGCGACUUGAUCAACCAAAAACGACGGGACGCUUAUAGACAGAAGAAGGAUAAAAGAAAUGGGAAGAGUCUCAAGCCGUUGGACGAUCAGCAAGGAGCACACCCGGUCAUUGAGACUGAUUUGAAUAGCGCUUACCCGCACGCCCAGCGCUGUGCACCACUGACUGAAGCGAUGGACCACAUUAUUCGCAUCUCCUCAAGCUUCACGAUACUUACGCUGGGCUCGUCGGAACGCUACGCUGACACCCUCUAUCAGGAGUAUCAGCGAAGUAUCACUUUAGAUCGCCCCGAAGGCUAUCUCAGUCUCCUGGUAAAUGCGGUUCUGCAGGUAUCUUUUCUCGAGCAGUCCCUGCUGGAGCAAGAACACAUUAUUUUGAAUUCCGCCGGUACCGGGAACGAGAUGGGGAGGCUUCGUGUGGUAUUGGAUCCAGUUCGAAUGUUGGCGGGCUGGUUGGAAGAAAUACUUUUCACCGCGAUGAUCAGUCCUGCCAAUUUGAGGGGGAAAUAUCUUCGUAGAGAGCUUGCUUUUCUGAAAUAUGAAUGAGGAAGGGGCGUGUAUUUCUUGAAUCACUAACAGACACUUUCCCUUUCUCCGUUACUCUAAUCUGUCCGAUCUGUCGUAUGCGACGCGUCCAACCGUACGGGUCAAUCGAUUUCAAUUUGCCAUAUGCCUUCCGACCACGGUCCAUAAGACAGGCUAGUUCGCUUUCCUGCGCAUUUCCUAGGCCCGUCUGC
Messenger RNA from Desarmillaria tabescens, 800 nucleotides. RefSeq lists its product as uncharacterized. The transcript is spliced from 4 exons. Lineage: Eukaryota; Fungi; Basidiomycota; Agaricomycetes; Agaricales; Physalacriaceae. The coding region runs from base 1 to 609 and encodes 202 amino acids. The record is from RefSeq and is a predicted model, not a curated record.